Myotis davidii is the source of this 4452-nucleotide messenger RNA. RefSeq names its product synaptonemal complex protein 2 (gene SYCP2). The record is from RefSeq and is a predicted model, not a curated record. NCBI's taxonomy places the organism in Eukaryota, Metazoa, Chordata, Mammalia, Chiroptera, Vespertilionidae.
AUGCCAAUAAGACCAGAUCUCCAGCAGUUGGAAAAAUGCAUUGAUGAUGCUUUAAGAAAAAAUGAUUUCAAACCUUUGAAAACACUUCUACAAAUUGAUGUUUGUGAAGAUGUGAAGAUUAAAUGCAGCAAACAGUUUUUCCACAAGUUGGAUGACCUUAUAUGCAGGGAACUUAAUAAAAAGGAUAUCCGAACUGUUUCAAUCAUUUUGAUUUCUUUUGGAAGAUGUAGCAGGAAUAUCAGUAUUUUGGGGCAAGUUGGACUUCUAACUUUGAUAAAACAAGGACUAGUCCAAAAGAUGGUUGCCUGGUUUGAAAAAUCCAAGGAGAUAAUUCUGAGUCGAGGAACUUCAAAAGAUGAAGCUCUUAUAAAUAUGAUAGAAGACUUAUUUGAUCUUUUGAUGGUUGUAUAUGGCAUCCAUGAUGAAGGUAAAAAGCAAGUAGUGGAAAGUUUCAUACCUCGAAUUUGUGCCCUGGUUAUUGACUCAAGAGUGAAUAUUUCUUUUCUUUUGUAGACUCUAAAAAAAAUGAAUGCUAUGCUUGACAAAAUACCUCAAGAUGCCAGGAAAAUACUCUAUAACCAAGAAAUGUUAAAUCUCAUGAAUAGUAUGGGAGAAAGGAUUUUAGAUGCUGGAGAUUAUGACUUACAAGUAGGUAUCGUAGAGGCUUUAUGUAGAAUGACAACAGAAAAACAAAGACGGAAACUGGCAUGUCAUUGGUUUUCAAUGGAUUUUAUUGCUAAUGCAUUUAAAGGAAUUAAAGACUCUGAAUUUGAAACAGAUUGCAGGAUUUUUCUCAACCUUGUAAAUGGCAUGCUUGGAGACAAGAGAAGGGUCUUUACAUUUCCUUGUUUAUCAGCAUUUCUUGAUAAAUAUGAGCUGCAAAUACCAUCAGAUGAAAAACUUGAGGAAUUUUGGAUAGAUUUUAAUUUGGGGAGCCAGACCCUAUCAUUCUACAUUGCUGGAGAUGAUGAUCAUCAGUGGGAAGCAGUCACUGUGCCUGAGGAAGAAGUACAAAUAUACUACAUUAAAGUAUUUGUUCAGUUAGAUCCAAACAACUGGAACUGCAUAACCCUGGUGGACAAAAGCAGACAGUUUGGCAGCCUGGCACCACUGCAGGAGUAUACCAGCAAACAAGGUAUUUCAAUUGCCCAAACAUCUGUGCAUAUACAUUUUGACGCAAGUGGAUCACAGAUUCUUGUGCCAGAAAGUCAAAUCUCACCUGUUGCAGAAGAACUCAUUAGUUUGAAAGAAAAUCCUAACUCCCAAAAGAAAUUUCCUAAACCUCCAGAAUACAUCAAAAAUAGUACUCAAGGGGACAGAAAAAACAGUCAAUCUGAGAUAUUUACUCCUGGCAAAAGAAAAAUGUCUGAAGCCUCAAUUCUUGUUACUGGUGCAGAAAUAUACAACAAGAGAAGUCCAUUACAUUUAACCAACACAUCAACAUCACGAAGAAGAAAAAUUAAACCACCGCUGCAAGUGAGGAGUUCUGCAGAGAAACCUGGUGUUUCUGAAACUGGAGUGGAUAAUGCUGUAUCACGUCAGUCUAAAUCACCUGCAGAAAGAAGUAGAGGAGAUGAGACACACAAACAUAUCAAAACUGCUGAUGUUGCAGAAAAGACAGAAAAUAAGAACCUUGAAUUCCUAAACCAAAAUUUUAGUAAGUUACCUGGUGUUUCAUACAACAUUCAUGGAAAUAAAAUUUCUUCUAAAUGGACAUGUUGGAUGCCUGUAACAAAUAUUACACUGUGUAGUAAUGAAAGAUCAAGUGCUUCACAAGGAGACACAUUUAUUCAAGAUAUUUCUAUCAACAAAAAUUUUACUAAACAAAAAUCAUCCUCUUCAGUAUCUGAUGAUAAUUCUGAAGAAACAGGAAAGGUGGAAUAUAAGAAAGAAGUAACGCAGCGUAACAAAAUAGAUAAAGGAGAAGUAGAUGUUUGCAGAAGAACCAAUCAACAACUAAAUCAAUGUUCAAAGCAGAAAAAUAUUGAAAAUACCAAGCAGAGUGAUUGGCAUAUUGAAUCUGAAACUACUUUUAAAUCAGUUCUCCUAAAUAAAACAGUUGAAGAAUCUCUCAUCUAUAGGAAAAAAUACAUAUUGUCAAAAGAUGUGAAUACUGCUAUUUGUGAUAAAAGCCCCUCUCCUAGUAAAAAUGCAAGGAGUCUUAGGAAAUCAAGGAAAAGAUUAACAUCUGAACUUAAUUCCUUGGAUUUGAAACAAAAAAAAAUGAGAGAAAAGUCAAAAGGGAAAAUACUUGCUGAUGCAGCAGAAUCCUUGAUAAGCCAAAUUAAUAAGAGAUACAAACCAAAUGAUGCUAUACGGUCUGCAAGAAAAUUAAAGGAGUCUUUCAUUAACAGUGGUUUUUCAAACAAAUAUGAUCUACAGCUCAGCAAGGAAAAGGGUCAGAAAAAAAGUUAUAGACAACUGAAGACUACUUUUGUUAAUGUUACUUCUGAACAUUCAUUGAAUGAUGUUUACAAUUUUAAUUUGAAUGGAGCUGAUGAGCCUAUUAUAAAACUUGGGAUCCAGGAAUUUCAAGCUACAGCUAGAGAAGCCUGUAUGGAUAAUCCAAUAAAAUUGGUUGGUUUAAGGAAUCAUGAUGAACUCGAACCUUCUCUCAAAACCAAAGAUAAAAGAAUUGUAACAAGUCAUAAAAAUAAAAACCUCUUUAGUGAUACUGACACAGAAUACAGCUGUGAUGACGGCAAGACUGACAUUAGCUGGCUAAGAGAAUCAAAAUCGAAACCACAACUAAUAGGAUAUAGCAGAAAUAAAAGUGUGAAGAAUAAAGAGAAAAGUGGGAAAUCAAGACCAUCUUUGGAAAGGGAACAAACAAGAUCUAAAAUGACACCCAAGAAGAAUAUCACCAAAAAGGUAGAUGAAACCAUUCCAGAUGGGAGAACCAGACUUCCACGAAGAGCAGCAAACACAAAAAUAAAUUAUAAAGAUCUCUCAAAUUCAGAAUCAGAAUGUGAACAAGAAGUUUCACACUCAUUGAAAGAGAAAUUGCUAGUAAAGGAGGAGAAUAUCCAUUCCAGAAGCAAAACCAUGAAGCUGCCAAAGAAACAGCAGAAUGUCUGCUCUGCGGAAACACAAAAGGAUAUAUCAAAAGAAUGGGCAAACUCAUCUCUCCUAAAAAGUACUACUAUAAGAGACAACAGCCUUGACUUAUCUUCUGUGUCUUUACCUGGGAGUUCACCCUCUAUAGAAGUAAUGAGAUGCACAGAAAAAAUAACAGGAAGGGAUUUUACUCAGGAUCAUGACUGUAUAACAAAAUCCAUAUCAUCUAGUACAAAAACUUCCUCACCUGAAUCCUUCAACAGUAAAUAUGGAGUGGAAAGACCAGUAAAGUCACUGAAAAACAGUGUGAAAAAUUUACUGUGUGCAAGAGAAAGUUGUUCACCAAUUCCACAAUCAUUAUUCAUAGCCCAGGAUACUCCUAUUAAAAAUAAUACUAUUGUGAAUAGAAAAAAAGUAAAUUUUGUUGUUUUUAAAUAAGAAACAUAAAAUUGCAAUAGCUAUUCAGAUGUAAACAAUUAUAGUUCAGAAAAAAAACAGUUUAUGGAUAUUGAACCUCCAAAUAUCAAUAACAAUCAUAUACAAAGCAAAAGGGAGAGUCAUUCAGCAUCUCUACUAUCCAUGACUAGUGAGGAAGGAGAGAAAAUAAGAUGUGACAUGCCCUGUGACUCUGCUCAUUUAUCAGGCCCUACACACCAUCUUAAUCGCAAACGAAUGUAUAUAGACGAUAUUAACCCUGUUGAAGUAGGAUUGGAAGAAGAAGAGGAAGGGAGAGCAAAAUUGCUUCCCCAAAAACUGUCUAAAAUGGAAAAUGCAGAUCAUCACAGUCACAAAAUGUCUGAAAGUACAUGUCCAUUAUCAGCAAAUGACUCUUCUGUUCCUGUGAAGAACUGGGGAACUGAAAUUUCAGAUGUAGACAUGAUGUGUGAGCAGUUCAAUACAGAAUUUAAGAAGAAAUAUAAUAGUCACCACAAAUUGAUGGAUAAUUUUACUAUGCAGUCUUGGAAAACAGCUCAACAACAUCUGAAAAUAAUGAACCGUCAUAUUCAGGAAUACAGGAUAAAAAAACUUGAUAAAUUCCACUUCAGCAUCAUAAAGGAGUUGGAGAAUUUUGAAAAAGAUUCACAGUCUUUAAAAGAUUUGGAGAAGGAAUUCGCGGACUUUGGAGAAAAGGUGGUUCAGAAGUUCAGUGUCUAUCAAAAAAGUGAACAAGAGAGGCUUCACCAUUUGAAAGCUUCCUUGGACAAAAAUGUCUUCUAUGGCACAGGUCAAGAAGAAACUAUUUGUACAUCUGAGAUGUGUUCCAUGAAAGAAAACAUGAAAAUUCUGCAAGACAAGCUUCUUAAGAAAAUGCAAGAAGAGGAGCUUCUUAAUGUACGCAAAGGACUGCUGUCAUUAUUCAUGGCUUGUGAAACAAAUGUUAAUGUGGAGCUCUAG